This is a messenger RNA of Drosophila yakuba, 4285 nucleotides long. RefSeq lists its product as uncharacterized. The record is from RefSeq and is a predicted model, not a curated record. Lineage: Eukaryota; Metazoa; Arthropoda; Insecta; Diptera; Drosophilidae. Bases 65 to 3994 code for a protein of 1309 amino acids. The transcript has 12 exons.
GUUGUUUCCAAUUAUUGUAUUGUUUUUUUGUUCGUCCUUCAGUGUUCAAGGAAGUCCCGCCAGGAUGGCAGAUGUAAGCCUGUUUUUUGGCGGUCUGCCGGCCAUUCUCUUGGAACCGGAUACAAUAUACCGUAUUGGAAGGAAGAAGGGCCUGGAAAUCAGCAUCGCCGAUGAGUCAAUGGAGUUGGCCCACGCCACCGCCUGCAUACUUCGCCGAGGUGUGGUGCGCCUGGCCGCCCUGGUGGGCAGUAUCUUCGUAAACGACCAGGAGAAGACAGUGGUGGACAUUGGCAGGGACGACACCUUAGCCGGCAAGGUGAAACUCCGCUUUGGCAAUGUGGAGGCCAGGCUGGAGAUUGGAGAGGAUCACAAUGAGGUUCACGACAGCAGCGGAUUCGGGGAAUGCCUGAAGGACAGAUCAACCCACACGACGUUGGACAGCAUGGACAUUCCUGAAACACAGCCUCCAUCCGCCAACACGUCAGUCAACACAACGGCAGAUAGCUUCUUCAUACCCGAGACCCAGGCGUUGGUCUUCGAAAGGCCUUCGACCGGUGGAAGAGUGUCGCUGGCCGAUGACUUCAUGAUACCCGAAACGCAGGAUAUGCUUGCGUGUCUUCCACCUAAACCCCCAGUGGUUAAACCCUCGGUUAUUCCUGUGGGCGAUAACCGGGAUCCAACGAUGGACAGCGAUGGGGAAUCAUCCGAGGGCAGCAUGAUACGCAUGUGCACCCAGGACUAUAAUGAGGAUGCCAUUGAUGACUUCGAUGCCUCACAGGUCCUCUGCGAUGUUUUGCUGCCUCUCCCGCCGCCAGCAAAGCCAAUGGAACCUAUUGAUAAGAAAGAAGAUAAGCGUGAUCAACUGGACACCACCGACAUGGAAAUAAGUGCCUUAAACUGGUCAGCUAGCGAUUCGAAAUGCUGUGCCCUUAGUAGCACCAAAGCGGAUGAAGUGCUGCCGCGUGGCGACGCUUGCAUUACACCUGAUUUGACCGGUCCGUCCGUGGAUAGAAAUAUCUGCACCCCCGAUCUGUUUGACCUAAUCAUGGGGAGGGAGGGGCGCGAUGGCUCCAACAGUCCGGAUCCGUUCGUUCGUCCUACGGACAAAACGAAUACCGCCACACCGCAGUUUGGCGGAGUUAAACAGCUGGUUGUGGCGACAAUUGAGACUCCCACUGCCACUCCUGACACAGAUAACUCAUCUAGUCAAGAGAAGAAUCAAGAUAUUGUAGCCACUCAACGAUUUCCACGACAUAAAUUGUUGGAAAGUGACGAGGAACACAAUGAGCAAAGUAACCAAGACUUCGUGGCGACUCAGGCGUUUAACUUGGGACGUCCGCAGGCACAAGAAGAUAAGGAAACUAAUCAAGAUUUCAUAGCGACACAGGCAUUUAAUUUGGGCCGGCCACAAAUAACUGAUUCACCUAAACAUUCGACUGCUAAUGAUUCUUGCAACCAAGAUUUCAUAGAAACUCAGGCAUUUAACUUAGGGAGCCCACAAGCAAACAAUUUUUUUGGCCUACCAAAAGAUAAUGAGACUUCCAACCAAGAUUUGAUUGCCACUCAAGUAUUUCCUGCCAAGAUCAAUAGCUCUCGGUGCCAAGACUUUAUAGCCACGCAACCUUUUCACGUAGUCAAUCAGCAUUCCGUGAGUUUACGAGACAAGGAGAAUAUUCCACUCGACGACAUUGCCAAAGUCGCAACAGAUUCGAAAUUCUUUGAAGAGCCUUGCGAAGAGAUAGAAGCUGUGCUCAAUGAAAUGAUUUCAGGGACUGUGGUAACGUCGCCUGUAAACCCCAAUGAGGAGCCGAUUAAAUUUGUUGAGCCGUGUGUGAUCAAGGAUAAAAAUCACUAUCAAAAGAUUUGUCAGAUUGAAGGAGUUUUUAGUAAUUCGAGUAACAAAAGUCGUUGGCGCACUGAAAAAUCUGGCGAUCGCAGGCGCAAACGAGUUGCCAAAUCGGAAUCUCCUCCAGCAACCCCAAGUCGUAAAAACAGACGAAUAUCAGAGGGUUCUGAGAGACCAGAAAGUAAUUUGAUAAAACGGCGGAACAAUCUAUCGGAUAAAAAAUCAGAAGCUCUUAACAAGUCUGUUAUCCUUGGACAAGACGUCGAUUCUAUCCCGGAAGAGGAAACACAGAAAGAUAAAGCGAACGAUCCUUUUAUCAAAGUUGCCAAUCAAUGGCAAUCCCGUAGGAGCCGAAUUCAAAACCGUUCUGAUACACCAGGAAGCUCUUUAGAAAGGAAUGAAGCCAACGCUUUAGAAAGGAAUGAAGCCAACGCUGAGGUGGUGGAUAAGUCUAAUGAAGAACAACCUACCAAAAGUAAACGUGGUAGAAAGGCCAAGAAGGCGGAGACAAAUAAGGCAGACACAUCCAAGGAUAUUCCCAAGCCUACGACAAGAACCAGGCGCCAAACCAGCGAUGAAGAUGCUCAAGCGUCUGAUCGUGAAAAGGGAAGAAAGGCCAAGAAGGCUGCGUCGAGUAAGGCAGACGCAUCUAAGAAUAUUUCCAAAGGUGUGACAAGAGUCACACGACAAAAUAGCGCCGAUGAUGUCGAGGUGCACAGGGAAGAAAGUUCUGUCCAGACUGAAAAUGAGAAAAAAGUCAAAAAGGCCAAGUCAAGUAAAGAGGAAACAUCAAAAGAUAUUGCCAAGCCAAAACCUAGAACCAGACGUCAAACUGCCGACGAAGAUGCUGCGACACCUAAAGCAGAAAAAGAAACACAGGUUCGGGUGGACAAAGCCAAGGACAUGCCCAAGCCAGCGGCCAGAACCAGGCGCAAAGCCAGCAUAGAGCAAGCUGAGAGCACAGAAGAGAUCGUCAAACCGAAAAGAGGAAGGAAACACAAGGAAACCGAGACUAAUCAAGUAUUCGCACCUGUGGAAAAGUCUAUGACUAGAACUAGGCGCAAGACAAUCGUCGAAGAUUCCGCCACCCUGACGGAAGUUAAGCCAGCGGACGCAUUAAUUAAACGCGCGGUUGUCCGCAUAUCCAGAGCAAGCAUAGAAAACCCAGCUUCUUCGUCUACUGCCAGAAUAACUCGGGCUGCCAAGUCCCGCUCUGCAACGCCCUCAAUUGAAGAGCCAUCAUCUAGCACUGCUGCUGCCAAGGGUCCAAAUGUAUCAGCAACUACACGCGCACCCAAGACCGUUCGGGCUGCCACGUCGAGCUCCGCAGCUCCUAAAGCCGAUCAGUCAUCAACCAGCUUCGGAAGUAGCAGAGGGUCUAAGCGGUUAGCGUCCCGCGAAGAGCCCACGUCUAGCUCAGUCACUACCAAGAAGCCUAAAAUUUUAGCUGACGAGGAUGUCCUAAAGAACAGAUCAGGCGCUACCACGACCCGAUUCAGUCAGCCGGAUUUCGAUCCCCUUAGAGCAUUCAACUUAUAUGUGAGGAAGGCCAAGACGACAGGCAAAAUUAAGAUAGCGUUUACCAUGUGCAAUCGUCCUGCCUUGGAAUCUGUCCUAAAGUCACUUAAGCACGUGAUGGAGGUCACCGAAGAUCCCUUACAGUGCGACCUGCUUAUGAUGGACAAGGGCGAGCGCACCUACAAGUUUCUGACAGUUAUUGCUUCCAACAAACCAGUUCUCUCCACCAAUUGGCUGCACUCUGUAAAGAAGACCAGAAGCAUCGACAUAAAGGCAGAUCACCUGUUCAGCGACGCAACGUUUGAAGAGACCUUCAAGUUCAAACCGUCGUCCGUAUUGGAACACCCUCGUUUGUUGUAUGGCUUACACUUUAUGCUCGGUGAAGACAUUGUGCCAAAAGCAACCGAAAUGAAAGUCAUCAUUCAAAGCGCCGGCGGAAAGGUGCACAUCCAUCCGCCUUCGCUGGCCAUCAGUGUGGAACUGUACGUGGUGACUACGAGCAAGGAUACGAAAUCUAAGCGACGUCUGAACAACUAUGAGAAGGUGCACUUUAUCAAAGCCGAGGCUGUUAUGCAGGCGCUCGUUCAGCACAACAUUGAAAAGCUACAGGAGUUCAAGCUCAAACUUUAAACGUUAUUGUUUUUGGAUAUUUCUUUUUUUAAGUGUCCUGUAGGUUUUUUGUUCCUUUAUAUUGUUAUCAUUUAUUACCAUUAUUCCAUAUAGCUCCUGAUUCCUAAUUAACUACAAGAAGGUACAUCACACAGCGGAGUCCCAGACAAAAUCUCUUUCACAGUUUAAGCUUAAGCUUUUUGUAUUAUAUAUAAUUGUUUAAUGUUUUUUGGAGCCAUCACAAUUGUGGCCAUACAAUAUUUAGUUGUUACUUUCCUACCGUCUGUCAAAUACAUCAUACGUCUAAAACUA